Messenger RNA from Rhizophagus irregularis DAOM 181602=DAOM 197198, 1411 nucleotides. RefSeq lists its product as uncharacterized. Gene Ontology annotation, cellular component: membrane. The record is from RefSeq and is a predicted model, not a curated record. Gene Ontology annotation, biological process: transport. NCBI's taxonomy places the organism in Eukaryota, Fungi, Glomeromycota, Glomeromycetes, Glomerales, Glomeraceae. Gene Ontology annotation, molecular function: transporter activity.
UGUUUUAAUGAAGAGUUGUUAAGAGAAGAUAAUAAAUAUCAUAUGGAUUACCUAACCAAUAAAACAUGUCCGACAGUUCAAUCAAGAGAAUAUUUAUUUCUUGAUCAAUCAGCAGGAACGUUAUUUGUAGUGCAUACGAUAGGAUGGAUAACGGCAUCGCUAUUUACUUUACUUUCUUGUAUGCUUACAUUUUGGUUAAUAUGUCAACACGUAAAAUAUUACACAAAGCCUAAUGAACAAAGAUUAAUUAUAAGAUUAUUAAUGAUGGUUCCAAUAUAUACAAUAUUCGAUUUAUUAUCAUUCUUCUUUUUGAAACAAUCAAUUUAUUUUACAACAAUAAGAGAUGCAUAUCAAGCAGCUAGUGUUUUAGCAUUUUUUAAUCUUUUAUUAGUGUAUUUAGGACAAUCAGAAUCUAUUCGUAUAAUAAGAUUAUCAAGAAUUUCUUCAGCUCCUUCCCCAUUUCCAUUUUGCUGUUUUACAUUUAAUCCAUCAAAACAUAGAUUAUUUUUACCAGGAUUAAAAUUGGGUGUAUUACAAUAUGUAUUCGUAUUAUAUUUAACUACAUUUACUGCUUUAAUAUUACAAUUUUUGGGUAUAUAUUGUAAAGAAAGUUGGAGUAUUUAUUUUCCUCAAAUUCAUUUGGUAUCGGUGCAAACUAUUAGUUCUCUGAUCGCUAACUUAUGUUUGAACUUUUUUUUCCAAGCUGUAAAGGAAGAUUUAUCAAAAUAUCAACUUCUCCUAAAAGAUAUUUGCAUAAAUUGGGCACUUUUUUUCGUCACGUAUCAAGAACACGCGUUAGCUGUAGCCGUAUUCGCGGGAAUCAUAGAACCAACGGAUUAUAUGACAGCAGAUAGCAUAUCAACAUCAACACAAUCAGUUUUAGUAUCAAUAGAAUUUUUUUUUAUAUCCAUAUUACAAUUAAACGCAUUUUCAGCUACAGAAUAUAUUUUAAUCAGCAAAGAUGAUAAAGAUGAAGAAAGUCAUAUACCUUAUACAGCUCUAGAAGUUUUAUUAGAUGCAUUAAAUCCAAUCGAUACUAUAACAGAUUUAGUUUAUGUAGUUGGAUUCAUUUUCGUGCAUAUGUUAUUGAGAAGACCUGAACCUGUACAACCUCCUCAUAAGAUUAGAAGAUUAUCAAGCGUAAGAUCUUCAACUGUUUCUUUGCCUAUGAGAAGAACCGAGACGGAAUCUGAUUUAGUACCAAUGAUUUCAAUCAUAGAUUUAAGUGAUAGUAAAUUGAGUGAUAGAUAAUAAAGAUGGAAUUUUUUGGUAAAGAAAGAGAAGAGAAAGAACGAUGCGGAGUCUAUAUUAAAUCAUAAAACUUUUUUGCGUAUAAUAUAUAUUAAUAGUAAAUUAAUUAUAUAAGUUACAUUUCGAAAUAUAAAUAGCAUGUCUGAAAUGUGUGCCAGGU